AUGCAGUCCACACUCUCCACCCUCAGGAUCGUGCUGGCCAUCGCCAUCGGCACCGUCGCCACAGGCGGGACUUCUGCUCCCUCCACAGGACUAAAGAUCACCAAGGACGCCAGAUGCGGCAACGGCUUCACGUGCCAGGGCUCGGCUUUUUGGGAACUGCUGCAGCAAAGAACAGCUGUCCCGACCUUUGCCUUGGAGGCAUUCACUCUCAAACGGUAUCAGGAGAGCGAGGUAGGCGGCGCCCUCUACAACAAGGGCUACCGCAUGCAAAGGCGAGAUUACACGGGCAGCUUGGAUCCCGCCACGGAGCGGUCCCCCUUGAUAAACUGUCCUGUGCGGCAGACGGACCACAGUGCCGCUGCUUUCAUGCUUAUGUCUACACCCCCCCUCCAGGGCCCAAGGUACCACUUUUGCGCGUUGGACAGUCAGCCGUGGGACGACGCAACCAUUUUCGGCAAUGCCCGUAUCCCUUUCGACGUUGGUUAUGAGAGGAUUCUUGUCGCUACGGCUACGUGA
Molecule: messenger RNA, 516 nt
Organism: Pyricularia pennisetigena
Lineage: Eukaryota; Fungi; Ascomycota; Sordariomycetes; Magnaporthales; Pyriculariaceae
Exons: 3
Coding region: 1-516 (171 amino acids)
Source: RefSeq, a predicted model, not a curated record